Messenger RNA from Exophiala oligosperma, 2024 nucleotides. Its product is annotated as galactose-1-phosphate uridylyltransferase. Gene Ontology annotation, cellular component: cytoplasm. Gene Ontology annotation, molecular function: UDP-glucose:hexose-1-phosphate uridylyltransferase activity; zinc ion binding. The record is from RefSeq and is a predicted model, not a curated record. NCBI's taxonomy places the organism in Eukaryota, Fungi, Ascomycota, Eurotiomycetes, Chaetothyriales, Herpotrichiellaceae. The coding region runs from base 188 to 1396 and encodes 402 amino acids. The transcript is spliced from 2 exons. Gene Ontology annotation, biological process: beta-D-galactose catabolic process via UDP-galactose, Leloir pathway.
ACGUACUUGUAUCGACCUACUUUUUUUUGCACGGGACGGAUUGCGACGUUGGGAAUCCCCUCGCCCUACCAAAAACACAACGCCCACCUCAGGCAGUACUGUCUUGCAGGCCACAAGGCACUUUCUUUUGCAUUCUUCUACGGUGGUCUCUUUGACACCUAGUCGACAGUCCGACAGAAUUCAAAUCAUGCCUGACAAGAUCCUAGACGACAUCUCGCACCGUCGGUACAAUCCUCUGCGAGGAAGUUGGAUUCUAGUUUCCCCUCACCGAACCAAAAGACCAUGGCAAGGACAGACAGAGAGCCCCGGGGUGAUUGAUUUGCCCACUUACGAUCCCCAAUGCUACCUGUGCCCUGGCAACAAGAGGGCGUCGGGCGACACCAACCCCGACUACAAAAACACAUUCGUCUUUAUAAAUGAUUACAGCGCCGUCAAGGAAGAGCAGGAGGACUACACUUCUCCAGAUGCCCAAGGGAGCCUGUCGAGCCUCCUGCUCCAAGCGGAGCCUGUCAAGGGCAAAUGUUAUGUCCUGACCUUCAGUGCCCGUCACAACAUCACCUUGGCCGACAUGUCCCCUUCCGAGAUUCUGCCCAUCGUCAAGACAUGGACGGAAAUAUAUACAUCCCACAUUUCUCCCAAGUCUCCUCUCGCUGCCAUCGCCAAACCAACCCACCUUCCUCCCUCCGACCAUCAUGCGCACGUCGGGGCACCCAAGGAGCAGUAUCGAUGGAUGCAGAUAUUUGAGAACAAAGGUGCUGCUAUGGGUUGUUCUAAUCCCCACCCGCACGGGCAAAUAUGGACGACUACAACCCUACCUGAAGAGCCGGCUCUCGAAUUGGAACAACUGAGAAAAUACCACCGGGAACAAGGAGGUUCACACCUGUUGGUCGACUACGCUCGGCUGGAAAGAGAGAAGGGUGAGCGAGUGGUUUUCCAAAACGAGACAUUCUUGGUUGUCUGCCCCUGGUGGGCAACUUGGCCCUUCGAGACCAUGAUCCUUCCCGUUAAGCACAUACGCUCGUUGAUCGACCUGAGUGACAAGGAACAGAUGGAUCUUGCGGAAACAAUCGCCGAGACAACGCGUCGAUAUGAUAAUUUGUUUGAGACGAGCUUUCCGUACAGCAUGGGCAUUCACCAGGCUCCUCUUGACGGCAGUAAGGAGGAAUUCGAAUGUUCCAGUCUGCACCUCCACUUCUAUCCACCACUGUUGCGUAGUGCAACCGUCCGCAAAUUCUUGGUCGGCUACGAAAUGAUGGCUGAGCCGCAGAGAGACAUCACGCCAGAACAAGCCACUGUCAGAUUGCAAGCAUGUGGUGGAGAGGUGUACAGGAAAACGCUCCAGGCUCGAGGAGAGAAAGUGCAAAAUCCACCCGCCGAGGAAAAGUCGCAACCAUGAGGCACUUGCCAUGUUGUACUCGAUCUGUCAUCACGCACUAUUCACCUGACAUAAAAGUCAUACUGUGCAAACGACCAGACGAGCCCAAACACGGACACACAAACUGGAGCCAGCCAAGGACCCCAGGGACGACUUGUUUUGUAGACAAAUGCCUCCAUGCUGAAGUGAGCCAGACCGACCAUGUUGGUCAGCAUCUGCAUCUGAUACCAUGACGCCUCGUUCAUAUGGUAUGCUGCAAAUAUCCUCACCAACCCAACAGCAAAGGUCCAGGUACCGAACGUCCUCGAAGACAGGGGGGUAGCGGGCGAAGUUUCGUGAGCCGGUUUCUUGGUCUUGCCUGCCUCGCUAUGGCCGGAGUAAAGGCGCUGCGUAUAGGACAUGGUGUUGUAGCAUUGUAUAGCAUUGCCGAGGGCAGUGACGCCAACCUGCGUAUCGAUCAGAUCUUGCAAACAGUGGAGUGGUGGGCGGACAUACGAAGAGCACAUAGAGUGGCAGCAAGCCCUCAGAUCGAGGUAGGAAGGAGCUCAUAGAAGCCAUUUACAGCAAGAAAAAUUGGUUAGCAAGCAGAUACAAGGUCAACCUGGUGUUCCUAGUCGUAGAAGUCGAAAACUAUUUCACCAGCAAGCAC